Diatraea saccharalis (sugarcane borer) is the source of this 4885-nucleotide messenger RNA. The record is from the annotation of a GenBank genome assembly. Lineage: Eukaryota; Metazoa; Arthropoda; Insecta; Lepidoptera; Crambidae.
UUUUAGUGCUUUCGUUUUUUUAAAAUACUUCCUUAUUGUUUAUGAUAUUUUUCAUUAUUGUCAUAGUUUUUCUCUUCUCUUCUGCUAUUUUCCUAUAUAUAUUUUAUAAGCUCAAUAAAGCCUUUAAUUCUCAGGGCUUGUCUUCAUUUCUUUAACACUACGGGACCAUAUAACUGAAAAUUACAAACAAUUUAUAUAAAGUUCCUCUUUACCAUCUUGUAAGACACUGAAAGCUGUUAAAUGUAUCACUUAAUCCGAGAUCAUUAUUAUUUUUUAAAUUAUGUUCUCAUUUAUGUGACUAUGUCCCAAUCAGAAUAAAAAACUUUGAACUGAAAUAAGAGCAGCGAAGUGACAUCGAGUGACAAAAGAAUCAACUUGAUAACUUGAGUGUAUAUAGACUCAAGUAAUAAUUAUUCAAUCGAGUACGACUUUGAAAAAUUUACUCGAAUAAAACAGGAUCCAGUGCAACGCUAGUCUUUGGUUUGUUGUUUUUGAAUAUGUUUUGAAUGGAUGGAACGUUCAAUCGUUUAAAAAUAUUUUGUGAUUCAAUUCAAGAACACGAAUAACGUUUCAGAUCGACGAGAAAGAGUGUAAAUUUGAAUUUAAUUUAUAUAAAUUAGAAUAUAUAAUGAUAAGUGAUAUAAUUUCUUAACGGUCCUAAAACGGAAUUCGAAAAAUAUUAGCUACCAUAGAAAAGGUAAAAAAUUAUUGUCACAUUUGACAAUUAGUGUCUUCAUUCAUAACCUCAAAACCAAAACAGUAUUUGAAACAAGAUUUAUUAUUAAUUUAAAAAUGUUGGUUUAAGAUGCCGAGUGUAAUAAGCAGCAGUGUUGACGUAACUAGGCCAGUCGACAGCAGCAAAAUGCAACUCGAAUGCUUAGAAUUAGCUGGUUGCACCCUUGACCGGUACAUUAGUUCUGAUAAUUCGCGCCCUUCGUUUUUAGAGGUCACUGGUAUAGCAGCCCAACGCAGUCCAACAUGCAGUGGUCUAAAUGCUGGAGAUUACCGAAAUUUAGCUGCCUUAUUGAAUCAUCCAAAUUUAUCACAACUGAAGAUAUUGAACAAAGUUCCAUUACCACCAGAAAUAAUGGAACAUUUUGCUCAUAUGCAGUGUCAUUGCUUGAUGGGAGUAUUUCCAGAAAUCAGUCGUGUCUGGUUAGCAAUAGAUAGCAAUAUUUAUGUGUGGGCCUUUGAACAUGGCUGUGAUGUUGCUUAUUUUGAUGGACUAGGUGAAACUAUUGUCAGUGUGGGUCUAGUCAAACCUAAAGUAGGAGUGUUUCAGAGUUUUGUUAAGUAUCUGUUAGUGUUGACUACUACAGUCGAGAUUGUUGUUUUGGGUGUCACAUUUUCGUCUAGCAAGAAUGAUGGGUCAACUGAAUUCCAGGAGAUACACUUAGUACCUGAACCAGUAUUUGUUUUGCCAACUGAUGGAAUAUCAAUGAUGUCUGUUAAAUCAACUGCAAAUGGACGAAUUUUUAUGGGAGGCAAAGAUGGUUGCUUAUAUGAAAUCACAUAUCAAGCUCAACUUGGAUGGUUUGGGAAACAUUGCAAAAAAGUUAAUCACUCUACAAGUGCCUUAUCAUUUUUGGUCCCUUCAUUUCUCAAUGCUGCUUUGUAUGAUGAAGAUGCAAUAGUGAAAAUUGAAGUUGACAACUCUCGAAAUAUUUUGUAUACUUUGAGUGUAAAAGGUUGCAUCGAAGUAUUUGAUUUAGGUGCAGAUGGUGAAGGUCUUAGCAAAGUUGUGAGAUUAACACAAGGGAAAAUUGUUUCAUCUGCUGUAGAUAUUGUCAAAACAUUAGAACCUAAUAAUUUCAAACCUGUGGUAGCAAUUUCUGCUGUUGAUGAAUCUGAAUCGGAACACUUGAAUCUAGUUGCUGUUACCCAGACUGGUGCAAGAUUGUAUUUUAGUACUGGAAGUGGGGAUGCGAACCAAGGCUGUCAUCAAAGGCCGCAGUAUCUGACUCUGUUGCAUGUGAGACUUCCACCUGGGUUCACUCCCAACGCGUCAGUACUUAGACCAAAACAAGUUCAUAGUGCUGUGUAUGAAAAUGGUUCACUGGUGAUGGUGUGUUCAGCGGGUGGUGGAGGCGAGGCGGAGACCCUUUGGUGUCUUUCUCGCGUGUUACCAGGUCCUGGGUUCAGUGAAGCACAUACCAUAUUAGCGUUAGACGGACCUGCUUGGGCUUUAACGGCAUUACCACCGCAACAUUCUGCACAUUUGUCCCAAGCACUCCGUCCAAAGAAAGAGGUGUGGAGUGUAUCUCGAUGGGCGGUGGUGACGGGUGCUGGAGCAGCUGUACUAGCGGCGGGGGCGGCGCCCGAUAUACUGCGGACGUUGUUGCGCGACUGCAGAGGACCGGAUGCACAUCCGGUCAAGGAUUUCUUCCAGCUGCAUAGCGUGGAGCAAGCUUGCGCAUGCGCGUUAUAUCUAGCCUGCGAGGAUACAACGUCCAGUGACCUCACAGUGAGCGAGUGGGCGACUCGCGCCUUCUUCCUAUAUGGAACCCAGACUAUACCGACGCCUAUAUAUCAACAACAGCAACCAUCGCAAAUAGCGUCUACUAUAGGAUCACCUAAGUUCUCACCUCGUCAAAUGUCAACACCGAUGUCCAUGAGAGGGCCUCAAGGGCAAAUUCAACCGAAAAUGAAUCAAUCAUACCAGCAUGGUGGCAUGAAUCAGUCAUUCCCUGGGUCACCGAACCAAUCAAUGAUGCCGCAGCCUUACCAACACAAUAUGAUGAGUCCAACUCCUUUCAACCAGUCUUCGUUCAACAUCACACAGCAGCAGAGAGACCAGAAUUUCCCAGUACAUAUUGAGUACAGCGCUAAACACAAUGGUCUUUAUAUCUACGUCGGAAGGAUACUUGCAUGUGUUUGGAAUCUGAAAUGUGUUUCGAAAUCUCUGACGCCUGAUAAUAAAGAAUUUAUGUCUAGCAACGUGACUGGAGAGGAUUGUGCUUACAUAGUGCAACGGCUACAACGCGUAGCAUCUUUCAUGCAACGUAUCGUCGCGCCGAAGCAUUCGGAUGAACACGCUUCUCUUCACGCUCUCAAGCUAUUCAUUACUAUGGCUAUCGAAAUGCUGAGUCUUUGGAAAGUGUUGUGUGAACACCAGUUCCAUAUGAUUGCGGCCAAUCUACCGCCGGAGCAACAGACUGCCUUACAAGCUGCCAGCUUUAGGGAAUUACUGGUUGGCGGUCAAGAAGUGGCAUGCCUCCUUCUCGGGUCCUUAGUAGCCGGAUACUUGCGCGAUAAUGCAUCUGUAGAUGGCAUAUCGCAGAAGCUAAGACAACUUUGUCCUACGCUAUAUCGACAGGAAGAUGCGACCUGUUCGAAGGCCAAUGAACUCUUAAUGUUUGCAAAACAACAAAAGAAUCCAGCUGAGAAGGAAGAAAUGCUACAGCAUGCUUUGAAAUUAUGCAAGGACGUCGCUCCGAAUGUAAAUUUGCCUCUAGUGUGUUCUAAACUUGUAUCGGCUGGGUUCUAUUCCGGAGUUGUGGAACUGUGUGUGGCGUGCGCCACUAAAAUAGACCCCCAGGACAAAGCGCUCCACUAUUACUAUAGUGAUCAACCCGCGCAGGAUCGCGAUGGUCAUUUGGCAUAUUAUAGAAGGAUGGAAAUAUACCGUGAAGUGUGCAACGCGUUAGAGCGUCUAUAUGAGCGUAGUUCCGAUACUAGCAGCGAACUGUCGCCUUUGCGGUCACAGUCACAGUCUGCGUCAGAGACUAUGCUCACGCUGUCGCCUGCCGAUGCUAACUAUCAAGGUCGCAAACUAGUAUGGGAAUGUUUGUCUUGCGAUGACGAACUACUACAUGUCGCAGUGUACCAGUGGCUCGUCUCCAAACAUUUGGGUUCAGAACUACUGUCUCUGGGUACGGCACCGCCUCCAUCGCUUCGCACUUAUCUUCAGACUGCAGCUCGAAAUGCGCCGCCCGCAACUGCCUUACAUUUACUGGAUCUAUUGUGGAAGGUUCUGGAGAAAUGUGGCGAUCAUCUCGCUGCUGCUAAUGUGCUGGAAGGCCUGGCUACUAGACCCGGUACGGGCGCGAGUCUAGCUCAGCGUAUGUCGUGGUUGUCGGCGGGCGUGGUAUGCGUGCGGGGGGCGGGCGCGGGCGGCGCGGGGGGCGGGGAGCUGCUCCGCCGCUUGGAGGAGGCGGGGGAGGUGGCGCGCGUGCAGGCGUGCGUGCGCGCCGCCGCCGCAGCGCUGCCGAGGGCGCUGCAGCCGCCGCCUAAUGCGCUGCAGCGGCUAGACGACGAGCUGCUAGAAAUCACGCAGUUGUAUGAAGAAUACGCCGACCGUUACAACUUAUGGGAGUGCAAAUUAGCAAUAGUGCAGUGUUCCGGGCAUAAUGAUCCCCUUCUCGUUGAAAACAUCUGGAGUAAUAUAUUGGCGGAGGCAGAAGCGGCCGCAAGAAGUCUGACUACUGCCGAUGAACGUAUGACGUCAGUGCUCAGCAAACUAACCACACUGGGCAGGGAAUAUGUGAACACGGGACACUGUUUCCCAUUAUAUUUCAUUGUACGACAAUUGGAAAUAAUGAGCUGCAAACUGCAAGCCGACAAAAGUAUGGUGUUCAGAACCAUACUGAAUAUUGGCGUUUCAUUAGAGCAAGUUCUAGAGAUUUAUAUCAAAUUGGUUAGUGUGAACGAGCGCGUAUGGCUCGGUUGCGGUGACGAGACGCACGUGUGCGCGGUUGCCGCUCUGCUUUUGGACGCGGCCCGUAGCGAGUUGGCACCGUUGCACGCGGCCGCUCGCCGCCGCGCCCUCGCACGCUGCAAGGACCUGCACGAGGCAGCGCUUUCCUCGCUACAGGCGCGGCCUAAUACCCAACGCCUGAUAGACAAACUUACUGUUGCACAGGCGCACUUAGAUCGCAUGGAUUGA